Messenger RNA from Cyprinodon tularosa, 3172 nucleotides. It is a transcript of the gene pitpnb, whose product is annotated as phosphatidylinositol transfer protein, beta. Gene Ontology annotation, molecular function: phosphatidylcholine binding; phosphatidylinositol binding; phosphatidylcholine intramembrane carrier activity. The coding region runs from base 47 to 856 and encodes 269 amino acids. The transcript is spliced from 12 exons. Gene Ontology annotation, biological process: phospholipid transport. The record is from RefSeq and is a predicted model, not a curated record. Gene Ontology annotation, cellular component: cytoplasm. Lineage: Eukaryota; Metazoa; Chordata; Actinopteri; Cyprinodontiformes; Cyprinodontidae.
CUGGGAAGCCACCGCCUACUGCGCAGCAGCAGCCCAGGUGACGAAGAUGGUGCUCAUCAAGGAAUACCGUGUCGUGUUGCCGGUCUCUGUUGAAGAGUAUCAAGUAGGGCAGCUGUACUCUGUGGCUGAGGCUAGCAAGAAUGAGACCGGAGGAGGAGAGGGCAUCGAAGUGCUGAAAAAUGAACCUUAUGAGAAGGAAGGCGAGAAGGGACAAUAUACACACAAAAUCUAUCAUCUAAAGAGUAAAGUCCCUGGCUAUGUGAAGAUGAUUGCACCAGAGGGAGCGUUAGUAUUUCAUGAAAAAGCUUGGAACGCUUACCCAUACUGUCGCACUAUUGUGACGAAUGAGUACAUGAAAGACGACUUUAUGAUAAAGAUCGAGACGUGGCACAAACCCGACAUGGGGACAAUAGAAAAUGUCCAUGACCUGGAUGAGGAGACAUGGAGGACUGUGGAUGUGGUGCCCAUAAAUAUUGCAAACAAAGAAGAAGUGGCUCCAGGGGACUACAAGCCAGAAGAAGAUCCUGCCCUCUUCCACUCCGCCAAGACGGGCAGAGGCCCGCUAGGUCCUGACUGGAAGGAUGAGCUGAAACCAGACUGUCCUUACAUGUGUGCAUAUAAACUGGUCACUGUCAAGUUCAGAUGGUGGGGCCUGCAGACCAAAGUGGAGAACUUCAUCCACAGGCAAGAAAAGCGAAUUUUCACCAAUUUCCACCGCCAGCUGUUCUGCUGGAUCGAUAAAUGGGUGGGUUUGACCAUGGAGGACAUCCGGCGGAUGGAGGAGGAGACCCAGAAAGAACUGGAGGAGAUGCGUCAGAAAGGUGAUGUGCGAGGCACCACUGCAACAGACGAGUAGAGGCUCUGCGCUGUAGGUCAAACACUAGAGGCAGGCUGACUGCGUCAAAAAGGUCCGAUUCGAGGCACCAGUGCUGCUCAUGAGCAGUGAGGCAAAUCAACCAAACCCUGUCAUGAUGAUGUCAUCAGAGACGCGCCCAACCCCACCGAGAAAGCGGCCCCGACUUCGCCUCUUCCUGUCUCACAUGAUUCAUUGGGGGGGUUUGAUAAGAUUGGUUAACAGUACUGUACAGAUCCCAGCCCUGUCACAAGCCUCCUGUUCACUCAGUUAACACACAAAAAAAGAUUAAAAAAAAACAAAAAAAAUACAUGUUUUUGCAUACAUAUUAAAAAAAAAAGAAAAAAAAUGCACAGAAUAUAAAUUGCCUGAAAUGUAAUUGUUAGUUGAUUCUAAUGGGCUUUGUUUUUAUCCAGGACUCCAAGCCUUUUCAAUUAGAACGUUGUUUUUAGCUAACACAGGCCCCCGCCAGAACCCGCUCCCUUUAAGCAGAAGUCUGACAUUUAUCCUCUCUUGUAUUAUAAAACUGUCUCUAUUUGAUUCCCCACGCCGCAGUCCGAAUGUUUCGUCCUCGUUUUUCCCUCCUCUGCUUCAUCCCGCUCUCCCCUCUGUCUGCCGGUACUUUUCUUAGGUGAUUUCUGUGUCUUGUAAAGAAAACCGUUAUUUUCUCCGUUCGCCCAUAUUCAGCCCCGCCCUCAUGUUUGGUCGUGGAGCGUCUGUGCUCCUCCCCAUCACUGCAUGUAGUAGCUGCAGUGCAGCUCCAUUAGGAUCUACUGUUCAGAGUGUAAGGGAGAGACGCUUCCCGUCAGCGUGUGCGUUCCUGCGCUUCUUUCCAACUGCCUUCGCUCUCUGAGGACGGUCGUUGAUUUUUCUUUUUUUGGGGGGGUCUGAGCCGGAGAGCUGCAGAUCCAGGUUAAACCAGCCUUCUGAAUUUUGCCUCACGCUGUCGCUGCUUGGCCUUCCUCCUCGGCUAGGGCUUUAACUGGACGGCUCGCGCGGCCUCCAGAGCAAAACUAAAGUGUGAGUGUGCAUUGCUGUGUGCAUGAAUCAGGUUAGGGGGGUUUUAUAUCUUCAUUAUGUAUCCUAAUCAGAAAUCUGUCAACUGUAAGAAAUGGGUCCAGGCAAAUCCGCCGUGUUUGUUAGGGAUUGUUUGGGGGUAUUUUUUUUGGUCCAUAUCCAAUUAUUUUUCCAAGCUUGUUUAAAAAAUAUUAAAACCUUUUUUUUAUUGUUUUUUUUUUCUGGCUUAGGAUGAGAAUAGCUUCAAUUAACAAACUUUUGCGCAUUUUUUUUCUUCAACAGAUCCUUCUUACAACUUUGGCUACAUCACAUGAGAUUUCCCCAUCAGAGUUUUUUUAUUUUUAUCAUGAGCUUAAGGUUAAAGAUGGCGUCAUGGCUUUACGACUUGCGAUCCUGGUUCGAGGUGUUAGACUUUUUAAGGUUUUAUGGUCGUUGGUGUAGAAACAGUUUAAUGGAAGCUAUACUGUAACUGUACUCUUUAUUAAAUCCCAUAAUAAAGUGGACAAAGUGUAGAUAUAAACUUCACUGGGCUUUUAACGUCGUCAGGGUUUCUCGUUUAAUAUUGUGCCGCGGUUUAUUUCUUGACGGCAGGUGGUAUCCGCCCUGUAGGCAGAGUGCAAAGCGGCGCCAGCUGUACCUCAUCCAUGCUUAUGAAUGUGUUGCUGCAGACGAUAGAGAGCGGCGGCGUGUUUUACACAGAUCUGAUAUCGCCGGCUCAUGAGGACAAGCGGUUGGACAAAGCCUAGAUUUGCAUGCUCGGUUUUAUUUUUUUAAACUUUCUUUUUUUUUUGCUCUUAUACUGUUUUGUUGUUUCUUUAGCAGCACCUUUAUGAGUCUCGAACUGCGUCAGACGAGGUGGCCGGUUAAAGGGCGGCCUUCCCCUCACUAUCAGACUCUCCUGAGCUCGACCUCUGACCCCGAGACGAGGAGUGAAAGGCCUCAGAGCCUGAUGGUGACGGGAGUCGCCCUGUACGGUGAUACCAGCCGGUGGAUACUGUAAGGAGGGAAGAGCUUGAAGCAUAGGAAAAGAGAUGGAGUCCAAAAUACUGUUUGUUUUUUUCUUAUUUUAAUCCUGAAUAAGCACUUGCAAAAUCUUAAGGGUUUUUUUCUAAAUGUUUUUGUUUAUUUUUUUGGACAAAGAUUCAUAAUGUAUUGGAGUUUUCUCUUUCUGAUAAGGCAAACAUUCAGGGGAAUUGGUAGUGAAUGUAAAACAAUUAGUACCUUUUUUUCUUUGUUUCACAGCUUUCAGGCUGUGAAGGAAGAUAGACAAUGGAGCAUAACAGAAUAUCUAAUAAAUUUGAA